Molecule: messenger RNA, 2371 nt
Organism: Hymenoscyphus albidus
Lineage: Eukaryota; Fungi; Ascomycota; Leotiomycetes; Helotiales; Helotiaceae
Source: the annotation of a GenBank genome assembly
GUCGACCUAUCAUAUCCGAGCUAGGCACAACGUCAUUCACCCAUGCUCGAAGUACAAGUGCAACUUGCGCAAAGGACGAGGAGAGAGAUACCUUCAAAUCCUUGCCAUGGCAAUCGAAGGUUCAUGUCCAUCUCUACUUGAACUCCUCUCUGUCUCUGUCGUUCUCGACCAAACCUCCCCCUAUCUUCCUAUCACGUCUCUUCUCGCUCUUGCCGCAACCUCCAAGUCAUUCCGGUCCUUGAUCCACCACACACCGGGUGUUUUUAGACGUCUCGACUUAACCCAGUGCAAACGCGCCAAAUUUGAAAUUGCUGCUAUCGACAAUGGCGGGCAAAGAUGGCGGAAUGUGCAAAUGGACGAGAACGUCACCGAAGAAGAGUCCGUCGCUCGCCCCGGAAGCCCGGAAUUGCGUGUUAAUCAAGUUGCAGCUUUUACGGCGGGCCUCUAAUGGCCAUACUCAACGCUCUUCGACGACAGAAUAUACUGCAAGACGUUCAAACAUUGAUAUUGGAUGGGCUGUCGGUGACUUCAGAUAUGGUUCACGACAUAAUCUGUGGGGACUCGACGAACGUUCGCAUUCUAUCCAUUCGAGAAGUUCGACAUCUGAACGAAAGGAAGCUUCAACAAGCGUUGCAGUAUGCAGUUCGAGCGAGCAGGCCUCCACAUACUCCAAAACUUGAGGCUUUGUACAUCUUUGGACCCAAAGAUCCUGUACCGCAUCUUCGAACUUCCGUUGAAAGGAUCCCAAGUGGUGUACCAUCCACCAACUCUUCAUCUGCCAUGGGAGGGGUCAUGCACUCCGAAGGUGCGCAGAUUGGAGCGAGGUGGAAUCACAUUUCAGAAGGUGCUCUCACAGAAGAGCUCAAAAGAGGCGACAGAUGGUAUCAAAGACGUGGGAAGGUAUUAGUGAAACCCCAAUCCCAUGAAUGGGCGAGCACAAUCAUGGCCUGCCAAGGCAUUAUAAGUUUCGACGCCGUUCUUUGCAAUGGUCCUCGUCAUUCUCUGACUACUACAGGCGGAGGAGACGAAAUAUCUCUUCCUUGGUAUAAACAACAAAGCGUGUAUAUCCCACCUCGCAUCGCCACAUACAGUUUGGACGGCUGUUGCAAGUGCAGCAGUGCCCCCGAAGCAUUCUCGAACUUUGGAAUAUCUCCCAUGGACCACUUCCCCCUACUGUCGCCUCCACCUCUCCAUUCCUUCACAACAAAAUCAGCCAAAGCCCCUUCACUUGAGGAUAGCCCUGACAAAAAGCUGCUACUUCGCUGCAUUGACUGCAUGCAAAGCCGGCGUUGUGAUAGCUGUGAAAAGUGGUGGUGCGAGGAUUGUUAUGACAUGCCUUACGCAACAUUGCAACCUGCUGCUGAAUCUGGGAAGCAUGGUGCUUCUACAUUGAAUGAAGUCAAGGUACAUAUGGGUCUCUGCGUUGAAAACUGUCUGGUGGCAGAAAUGAUGUCGGGUGCUGGGAGCAAUGGGAUGUGGGGUUGAAUAUUGUCAAUCUCGCAGUGGAAACGUAUGAUAUGGAUUGGUCUCUUUUCUUGCUUUCUCUUUUUUAGUGAUUUAUACUGAUCUUUGGCUAUUCUCUUAGCCUGGCGUCCGAAGAUCCUGCUUUGAGUGUGGCUUCACCGUGGGUAUUCAAGCCUUGUGCAAUUUGAGUAUGCUCACUUUGAGAUUUAGUGCGGAACAUGCGAAAGGGACACACAUCUCAUGUGUGGACAGUGUAGUGGUGGUUAUUGCAUAACGCAUAAUGAGGGUUCUACUCGGGCAAAUGUGAAACGUCACACCACCAACAUUUAUGGAUGCCGAUGCUAACAAGUUUUGGAUAGUGCGAUUGUAUGAAUGACUAUUAUUCAUAUUGCUUUGUGCUUCAAAUGUGUCAUGUUGAAAUCCAGCUAACGAGACUUCAGGGUGCUCGAGAAGCGGCCGCCGGACGGCAGAAUUGUACUGAGGAGCAAUACUUUCGAGAAAUGCAACAAGUGUAACUCAGUUGAGUCUUCGCGAAUUUGAGAUGCUUCAACUCCAGUCUCUCUAUUCGUCCCAGCCAAGAUAUUAUUACAAACAGUCUUAGUUGAUGUUGAUGUUGAUCACGUGCAUCACUUGACACUUGGGCUUCCCUGGGGGUGCUUUGUGAAAAGGGCUUAGACGAGGACAUUGGCGUGCGAUGAAACAAGACAUACUGUACGUUUGGCAGACAUGUACUGAUUCCGUAUAGGAGAUGAAGGGGAAAUGCAAGCAUCUCACAGAAGGGCUAGUCAUAGCUAUGUGUGAAGCUAGUUCUAGGCACAAGGCGAUUGACUGACGUAUGACUCUUGUAAUAGAGCGAGUUGAGACUUUGAUUCCGUAGGACGUAGUCUUUAUUACUGAACCAACCAUU